UGUGCGACUUGUCGGGGAAUGGCUGGAAGCAUCCGAGGGCCUGAACGGAGGAUCGUCCUGGUGGGCAAAACAGGAAAUGGGAAAAGUGCGACAGGAAACACAAUUUUGGGAAGCAAAGUCUUUGAGUUUGGCCGGUCAUCUUACUCAAUAACAGAAGCAUGCCAAAAAGAGGAGACACAGUUGAAUGGCAGAAAGGUUGUGGUUGUUGAUACACCUAGCUUUUUCCACACCAGUCGUUCAAACACAAAUAUUGCUACAGAAGUGAGCAAGUGCAUAAAGUUUUGCACCCCAGGUCCUCACGUCAUUCUGCAGGUGAUGCGUCCUAGCCGUUUCACCCAGAAUGAGAAGGAUAUGGCUCAGCUGAUCAAAGAGAUUUUUGGCCUGAAAGCCAAGAAUUACAUCAUCCUCUUGUUCUCCCGCAAAGAUUACCUGAAAGGUGAAUCUCUGGAAAACUUCAUAUCUGCCCAAGAUGAAAACCUGAAGGAAUAUAUUGCUGAAUGUGGGAACCGGUGCCUGGCUUUCAACAACGAGGCCGAAGGGGAAGAACGAGAGGCUCAGGUGGCUGAACUGAUGGUCAUGAUUGAUGAUCUGGUGCACAGGAACAAAUAUGCUCCUUGUUACACAGAAGACAUGAUGAACUUCGAUGAAACCCACAAGUUCUGAUCGUUUCCCUUUCCAUCAGAGGUCAGAAAGUCUCUCUAAUUAAACCUCUGCUC
Molecule: messenger RNA, 716 nt
Organism: Thamnophis elegans (Western terrestrial garter snake)
Lineage: Eukaryota; Metazoa; Chordata; Lepidosauria; Squamata; Natricidae
Product: GTPase IMAP family member 9-like
Exons: 2
Coding region: 19-663 (214 amino acids)
Molecular function (GO): GTP binding
Source: RefSeq, a predicted model, not a curated record